ACCAUGUGUAUGACAUGUUUAUAUUGUUAAAAAGUUGCAUUAAUUAUAAUUAAAAACUUUAAAAAUAUUGUUUAAUAAUUUAAACAUAUUUAUAACGGUGAAACUGAUCCUUGAAGAUCUCAUGUAUUCAUAAUGGUAAAAUGUGCCAUGAAAUAUUGUCAAAACACUACAAGCAUUCGUAUUAAAAAAAUUGGAAAAAAUACCAUCAAGCACAAUGACAAAAUUAGUUUUCAUAGGUUUCCAAAAAAUUUGGAUGUAUCUAAAGUUUGGAUGGAAAUAUGUCAAACUAAAAAUAUUGAAUUAAAAAAUGCACGUGUAUGCUCUGUUCAUUUUGAUUCAAAUUCAUAUAAAACUCGGUGGCUAACAAAAUACUUAUCAGAAGAAAACAUAAAACCAAUUCUAAAACCUGAUGCAAUACCAACCAAAAAUUUGCCAAAUGAUCAUGUUUUUUCCAACAUCUUAAAUUCCACUAUUGAUCAAAAUCUCGAGCAAAUUAAUACAGUUCAUGAACAUAUUGAUGCAACUAAGCCAAUGAAAGAAAUAAGUAUAAACAAAAUUGCAUGUAAUAAUGAACAAAAUGUUCAUGAACAUGUUGAUGCAACUAAGCCAAUGAAAGAAAUAAGUAUAAACAAAAUUGCAUGUAAUAAUGAACAAAAUGUUCAUGAACAUGUUGAUUCAACUAAGCCAAUGAAAGAAAUGAGUAUAAACAAAAUUGCAUGUAAUAAUAAACAAAAUGUUCAUGAACAUGUUGAUUCAACUAAGCCAAUGAAAGAAAUGAGUAUAAACAAAAUUGCAUGUAAUAAUGAAAAAAAUGUUGAAAAAAGCAUAGUAGAUGAGGAACAUGCUGUUGAUCCAGUUGACACAAUAAAUGAUCAUAUUAUAAAUAAUUCCAGUGAUAAUAUCAAGCUCACUGAAUUAGAAUUAUCUCAAGCUGAUAAGUAUACUUCAUUAGUGAACUUUUCGAGUUUAGCAGAUGAAAUUUCUAAAAGGAAAAUACAAGCUGAUGAAUAUCGUAAAGAAAUUGAUAUUUUAAAACAAAAAUUAAAGAAAUUAGAAACUGUUAAUACUAAAUUACUUCAAAGCCUUGCUGUUAACGAAACAAAAUUAGAAAAAAAAGAUAAAUUGUUACAAAAAUACAUGAAAGCAUUGACAUCUGUUUUUACGCCAACUCAAAUUAAAAUAUUAAUGAAUCCUGGACAGACAAAAAGUCACUGGAAAGCUGAAGACAUUGCCUCGGCAAUAUCUCUUCAAGCUGUUUCACCACAAUGUUAUCGUUAUUUAAGAAUGAAAAUGAAUUUCCCACUUCCUUCAAUAACAACUUUGAAAAAAUGGGCUUCUAAAGUUGAUUUAAAUCCCGGUCCUUGUAUUGAUGAUAAUAAAACAAAAAAUUAAAAAAACAGAUGAACUUUAUAAGUUUUAAUUUUAA
Messenger RNA from Aphidius gifuensis, 1426 nucleotides. RefSeq lists its product as uncharacterized. The coding region runs from base 133 to 1392 and encodes 419 amino acids. Lineage: Eukaryota; Metazoa; Arthropoda; Insecta; Hymenoptera; Braconidae. The transcript has 3 exons. Gene Ontology annotation, molecular function: sequence-specific DNA binding. The record is from RefSeq and is a predicted model, not a curated record.